UGCAAAUGCAAGGACUCAUCUUGACAGGAUUGCCUCUCGAUCACGGCUUGAUAGAUUAGACCGAGGGAUCAUGAAAUGCUCGAGUGAUUAUUGCUAAUUUUUUGACCAUAUUCAGAAAGGAUACCUUGGUCUACCUUGUAUAUCAUGGCGUGUUUUGCUGCAACACUUGGAGUCAUCAUUCUGUCAGGAUUCAUCAACCUGCUCUCAGCAGCAAGCAAAGACACCUGUGACCUCUCCGCUGCUGUUGAACAGAGUCUGACUCUGCCUCUGGGCUAUGAAGGGCUGGCAAACACACAUGUGCUGAAAUGGACUCACAACAACACACUCAUUUUUUACAGACAGCAAGGCAAAGUGUCUGUUGGAAAGACAGAGGACAUUUCUCCAUCCGGAUCUCUUCUGUUGAAGAACCUACAAUUCUCCAGUGCAGGCGUUUACCAGGCAGAUGUGCUGCAUCCAAAUGGUACUUUAGCUAAAACAUGGAGUGGUCGUCUGUGUGUGAUGGACAAGGCGCCAAAACCUCAACUCACUUACGUCUGUGACUUCAAGACUCGUGCUGUUAAUCUAAAUUGCAACGUGGCCAAACCUCAGGGUUUGGUGUUCUCGUGGACACUUGAUGAAAAGACAUUAACAAGCGAAACCAGACAAACAUUGAGCAUAUCAUUGGAGCAAUUAAAAGGGGAGAGGAGCUUCACAUGUAGCGUGGCAAACAAAGUCAGCAAGGAGAGGAGUGACACUGUUCGACCAGCCUGUAAGAGUCCAACACCGUCACCACCAUCACCACCACCUUCGCUUUGUUUUAAAUCCAAAACUGUUGUGGCAGUGGCAGCAGGAGGAGUAAGUCUGAUUCUGCUUUUGCUCAUCAUUAUCAUCGUAUUAUGUUGCUGCCACAGACGCGACAAAACCCAAAUGAGACUCCGAGAAAAAGGGGAACUCAGAAUGCUUUCUCUGACCAAGCGAGAACCCGACUCCACCAGCCCAGUGUAUGAGACGAUGCACCCGAGUGAGGACUCUCCGCCCCCGAGCCCCAAGCAUUCACAGAGAGCCUGUUACCAGAAUGUUUCUGAGCCUGAAGCUCAGAUGGUAAACAGGCCUUUACAGUUACCCACAGCUGCUGAGGAACAAAAACCUUCACCUGUGCCAAAGCCGAGGACAAAGAAUCCCCAGACAUCAAAUAUCUGAAGGAGCCUCCCUCUGCUGCCAUCCCAGAAACUUUCAGGGACUGAGACAAAAAGACAUUUGUGGCUUGAUAACAUACAACUGAACCAAAAUGAAGAAAACUAUUCAAUUCCACAGUUUUAACCUUGAUAAUAUUUAUCACUGCAACAGUUUGGUUCAUACUGUGCACUGACAAUUGAGUUAUCUGUGUCUAGGAUCAAUUUGCUAAGUCACGAUGUGCUGUGGGCCUGGGAAGAAGAACAUUUGUUUCUUUGCAAAUGUAAAUGUCUUGGUUUGUAUAUGUUGAAGUUUCAUUCUUUAAUGUUUUAAAGUUAGCCUGUAUAGUUGUUGGGGUUGUGGGUUGGUAGGGAUAUAAAGGAGGUGUCUGAUCCCUGGCACAUGUCAUGAUGCAAUCAACUGUGAUGGAUGAAUUUCAGUUUUCAUGUUAUCUUCUUUGUUUUAUGAUUAAUUCUGUAACUGCAGAGCUGAUGUGUUUCCAUGUUACUAAUGAAGCAAUUUCAUUUCUAGAAAAAAAAGGAGAUUUUUGUGUAAAAAGGUUGUAGAUAAAAGUAAUAGAUUAAAUGAUAAAGCUGGUGAUAUUCUGUAUUUUUCUCAAAAUGAACUAAUCCCAAAACCAACAAAGCAUUUAUAUAUACACAUUCAUAUUUAUAUACACAUAUAUUCUGUCUUAUUUUCCAACUUCCUUAAUGCUAUCUGUGGCACUCAGCCUCAAGCUGAUUGGUUCCAACUGAAGACGUAAAUCUUUAAAAGCAGGUCACAGACAUAAACUUUAAUACUUAAAAAAAAAGGCUACAUACUUUUCUAAAACAGCAGGACGCUGUUGUUUUUAGCAAGUGUUUCUCAAACAAGAGCAUAUUAUGUGGGACUAUUUGGAGCGACAACACUUUUGUUGCUUUAGUGACUAUUUCCAACCGCAGGGAUGUGGAUUUGGGACUGCCUGAAAAUAAACUGCAGUCUUCAUGGUAACGAAGGUACAUGUCACAGAGGCCAACUGUCUGGCUCAUUUAUGUGUUUAUAAUAGUUUUUGAACUCACAGCAGGAUACGUUCCAACAGCAUACGGAUACACAGGCGGCAUUUGUUUGCGAGAGUUUGUCAAUAAGAAAAAUAUAGAAUCUCAGCAGACUUAUCUUUUAACUUUGUCUUUAUAUUAAUUUGUAUAUGAAAACUGUAGCAAAGACAAAAUGGACGCAAAUGUGAAAAAAACAAACAUGUCUUUAUGUCCUCUGUCUGAGAUACUUUACCCAUUAAUCUUUCAAGAUUAACAACUGAGUUCUCUGUUAUUGAAUCACAUUGUAUGUUUACAUAUA
Messenger RNA from Seriola dumerili (greater amberjack), 2484 nucleotides. RefSeq lists its product as uncharacterized. The coding region runs from base 145 to 1179 and encodes 344 amino acids. The record is from RefSeq and is a predicted model, not a curated record. Lineage: Eukaryota; Metazoa; Chordata; Actinopteri; Carangiformes; Carangidae. The transcript has a single exon.